GACCAAAAAAAAAAUCUAGGGACCAAAAUAAAAUUUGGACAAAGAUUAGGUACCAUUUUGUGUAAAAAGAACCCAAUUCAAUUUUGGUCGGGAGAGUUCUUCCGUUUCGAAUCGAUUACAGUUUCUUCAAAGUCAGGUUAAUCACAUAUCGAUAAGAGGAGACAUCAGUUUAUUUCUGAUUUCUCCCAAACCCUACCCCUAAUUUUCACCCAAACCCUAGGCCCAAAUUUCCUUUAAACCCAAUCCCAGAAUUCGCAAUCAAUUCCCAAAUUCUCAACCAAACCCAUCAAGUUCUUCUCCUUUAAUCAGCGAAGAUGGUGUUGGCGCAAUUGGGGGGGAGCAUUUCACGUGCUCUCCAGCAGAUGAGCAAUGCGACCGUGAUCGACGAGAAGGUCCUGAACGAGUGCCUCAACGAGAUCACUCGGGCUUUGCUCCAAUCCGAUGUUCAAUUCAAGCUUGUCCGUGACAUGCAGACCAAUAUAAAAAAGAUUGUCAAUUUGGAUGAUCUCGCUGCUGGUCACAACAAGCGCAAGAUUAUUCAGCAAGCUAUAUUUAACGAACUUUGCAAAAUGCUGGAUCCAGGGAAACCGUCUUUCACUCCCAAGAAAGGGAAACCAAGUGUUGUCAUGUUUGUUGGUUUACAAGGGUCUGGAAAAACCACAACAUGUACAAAAUAUGCAUAUUAUUAUCAGAAAAAAGGAUGGAAACCUGCCCUAGUGUGUGCAGAUACAUUUCGAGCUGGUGCAUUUGAUCAGUUGAAGCAGAAUGCCACUAAGGCUAAGAUUCCAUUUUAUGGAAGCUAUAUGGAGUCGGACCCUAUGAAAAUUGCAGUUGAAGGUGUGGAAACGUUCAAAAAGGAGAAUUGUGAUCUUAUAAUUGUUGAUACUAGUGGGCGUCACAAACAAGAAGCUGCCCUUUUUGAAGAAAUGCGUCAAGUUUCUGAAGCAACGAAACCGGAUCUUGUUAUAUUUGUUAUGGAUAGCAGUAUUGGUCAGGCUGCUUUUGAUCAAGCUCAAGCCUUUAGGCAAAGUGUUUCAGUUGGAGCUGUUAUUGUUACAAAAAUGGAUGGCCAUGCAAAGGGAGGUGGUGCUCUUAGUGCUGUUGCAGCAACAAGGAGUCCUGUUAUAUUUAUUGGAACAGGAGAGCACAUGGACGAGUUUGAAGUUUUUGAUGUUAAACCGUUUGUCAGCCGUCUCUUAGGCAUGGGCGACUGGUCUGGAUUUAUGGACAAGAUCCAUGAAGUUGUUCCUAUGGACCAACAGCCAGAACUCUUGCAAAAGCUUUCAGAAGGGAACUUUACAUUAAGGAUUAUGUAUGAGCAGUUUCAGAACAUACUUAAAAUGGGUCCAAUUAGCCAGGUCUUCUCAAUGCUUCCAGGAUUCAGUGCUGAAUUAAUGCCAAAAGGUCGUGAAAAGGAAAGCCAGGCGAAGAUCAAGCGGUACAUGACCAUGAUGGACUCGAUGACAAAUGAAGAGUUGGAUAGCUCAAAUCCAAAACUCAUCAAUGAGUCACGUAUAAUGCGAAUAGCACGAGGUUCUGGUCGUCAAAUUAAAGAAGUAAUGGAGAUGUUUGAAGAGUACAAGCGCCUUGCCAAGAUAUGGAGCAAAAUGAAAGGACUUAAGAUUCCAAAGAAGGGUGAAAUGAGUGCACUAUCCCGAAAUAUGAAUGCACAGCAUAUGAGCAAAGUCCUUCCUCCCCAGAUGCUGAAGCAGAUUGGUGGCAUGGGUGGCUUACAAAGCUUGAUGAAGCAAAUGGGUUCUGGUAAAGACAUGAUGGGGAUGUUCGGAGGCGGGGAAAAGUAAGAUAUUUACGACAAUUACAGUGGUGAUCUCAAGUUUAUUUGCAAGUAAGGGUUGCCUUUGUCAACCAGAGAGGCUUGCGUUUGUGGGAGGCUAACAUACAUCUGCCCUCCAGUUGAUCCUGCUAACUGUUUUGCUAGAGCCUAUUAUCGAAGGGGCCAACAGAUAAUUUAGUUUGUUUUUAAUCGAUAGUUGCUUUAGUUGUGAUCUGAAGGGUCGGCUUUUCUUUUUUUAGUCUUAUUGUAUACAAUGUAUUUGGUUAAAGAAAUGAUCGGUGAUCAAAAGAAUUGUAAUGAAGUGUAGGCAAUGAAGUGAAUUUCAUCAUUUAAUGUUUAAAACAGAGUACAUA
Messenger RNA from Prunus avium (sweet cherry), 2148 nucleotides. RefSeq names its product signal recognition particle subunit SRP54 2. Gene Ontology annotation, molecular function: ATP hydrolysis activity; GTPase activity; GTP binding. Lineage: Eukaryota; Viridiplantae; Streptophyta; Magnoliopsida; Rosales; Rosaceae. The record is from RefSeq and is a predicted model, not a curated record. Gene Ontology annotation, cellular component: signal recognition particle, endoplasmic reticulum targeting; cytosol. Gene Ontology annotation, biological process: SRP-dependent cotranslational protein targeting to membrane; SRP-dependent cotranslational protein targeting to membrane, translocation.